This is a messenger RNA of Arachis stenosperma, 1205 nucleotides long. Its product is annotated as protein ACCELERATED CELL DEATH 6-like. Bases 23 to 943 code for a protein of 306 amino acids. Gene Ontology annotation, molecular function: protein binding. The transcript has 2 exons. NCBI's taxonomy places the organism in Eukaryota, Viridiplantae, Streptophyta, Magnoliopsida, Fabales, Fabaceae. The record is from RefSeq and is a predicted model, not a curated record.
AAGCUCGAACUUUGAGAGCAUUAUGUACCACGUGCAAGUACCCAUCGACGGGGACAACGAAGAAACUAACUGGAGAUUGAACUGUAAUGAAAAGUUAACAAAAUUGAUGGAACACCGCCACUUCUCAGCCACCGAAGAUAACCCUUCUAAUUGCCAUCAUCCACCUGCUGGUCAACAACUACAUUUGAGCGCAGAAACCUUUGUUUCUUUGGAAUUGUACGAGGCUGUCAGAAACAGAAACCCAAACUCAUUUGUACAAAUUCUAGAGAAGGUCUCUACGGAGAAGAAGUUACCAUUACCUGCAAUUCUUGACGAAGUAACUCGUGCGGGUAGUUCGUUGCUUCACGUGGCAGCGCAUUUCGGGAGAGAAAGAAUAGCGGAAUUGAUUUGUCAACACUUCCCAGAGAUUCUCACAAAGCAAGACAUCAAAGGCGAUACCGCACUUCAUGUUGCAAUCAGAGCUAAGAAUAAUAAUCUCGAGGUAAUUAAGAUCAUUGUUGAUACAUAUAUCAUUGAUGAGGAGCUGCAACAACAACUAGUACGGAUAAAGAAUGAACAUGGGAACACAGCGCUGCAUGAGGCUGUGAUUUGCAAUCACUUUGAUGCAGUUGAAUGCAUUUUCGGUGCAGAUCAAAUAGUUGCUCAUUGUUUAAACAAGUUAGGAUUAUCUCCAUUGUAUUUGACUGUUCUCACGGCUUCCGAUAAGAAAAUACUCACACUGCUAUUGAAAGCUCCGUUCGACAAGGAUAAGCUGCUGCCAGCAUUUCGUGGCAACUCUCCUCUUCAUGCUGCCAUUUUGAAAAGAAAUUCAGGUUUAAUUGAAUACAUACUGGAGAAAAGACCAGAGUUAAUCCAUUUAAGAGAUGAAAAAGGAAGUACCCCCCUUCAUUAUGCGACAUCCAUUGGCUAUCUUAAAGGUGUCCAAAUAUCUAUUAAUAUAUAAUAGGAGAGUAGUAAGGAGGUCUUUGAUCGACAAGUGGAGCAUUCCAUACUCGACACGUGGAGCUGUGUGUGGUUGACAAGUGUUUGCUUUUAGAGUUGGGCACCUGGCAAUUUACAAAGCAAAGAAGUAUGCUUAUACAAAAAGAGUCCAUAUACAAAAAGAGUCCAUAUACAUUAUGCUUAUACAAAAAGUAGACACCUGACAAUUUUGUUUCCCAUUGUCUACGAAGUAAAAAAAGUUCAUAUACAAACAAAUAAAAAUA